GCCAGAUAAGAGACACAAACUAACCGGACUUACUUCARGUGAGCAGAACCAGAUCUAGACUGAGUCCAGCUGGUCCAGGUCAGCUCUGCAGUUCUUCUUCUUUACAAAACUGUGUUUUCAACCCUUUCAAUGAUGCAAAUAGAAGAAAAGAGGAAGUUUGCUGCCUUCCUGAAAUUCUAAACUUUCUUCAGUUUGAUGACACAAGUUUUGUUCCGUAUUUGUUUAAGACCAGAGUUAUUUUUAUUCCAGCAUAUGAAAACAGUUCUGUCUUUUGUCACUGCUCAGAUUUGUUCAGAUUAGAGAGUUAUAAUUUUAAAAAAUGGCCACAGAAACAAACCUUACCACAAACCUGACGACCCCAGCUCCAGGUGGAGGCUGCCCCCCGGUGGGCAUCCAGCUGGAAGGGCUCAUCAUGCCCCCCAUCCUCAUCGUGGAYGUCACCCUGGGGUUCCUGGGAAACAUAGUGGCCCUGUGGAUCUUCUGCUUCAGGCUGAAGUCCUGGAACCCCAACGCCCUGUUCCUCUUCAACCUGGUCAUUGCGGACUUCCUGGCCCUGGUGAGCCUGCCUCUGAGGAUCGACGCCUUGCUCCGGCAGCACUGGGUGUUCGGAGACGGCAUGUGCCGCAUCAACCUCUUCCUGAUGUUUUCCAACCGAUCGGCCAGCAUCGCCCUCAUGACCGUGGUGGCGAUUUACCGUUACAUGAAGGUGGUCCAUCCUCACCAUCGCUUCAACCAGAUGACCAAGCGUCAGGCUGCGGUGGUGUCCGUGUUCGUCUGGAUGUUGGUGAUCGGUCCUCGGGUCCCCAUGCUGGCCUACAGCCACAUCAAGGGCAGCGGGGACAAGACCCAGUGCUUCUUCUUCACCUCCUACAAAGAGGCGUCCCGCGCCAUCAUCAUCCUGGUGAGCAUGCACCGAAUCCUGACGGUGCUGGAGUUCAUCAUCCCCAUGGCCAUGCUGCUGUUCUGCUCCAUCCGGAUCUCCAGCUUCCUGAAGAAGAGGCAGAUGGGCAAACCAGGCAAGGUGCGCAAGGCCAUGAGAAUGUGCGCCGCCAUCGUGGCCGUGUUCAUAGUGUGUUUCCUGCCCACCACGGUGACCACCAUCGGCGUUUGGGUCAUCAAGUCGUUCCGCCCGUGGGACUGCGACGCUUUCUACACCUUCACYCAGCUCACCAUCGUGUCUUUGGGUCUCAACUUCCUGAACUCGGCUCUGGACCCAGUGGUCUACGUCUUCUCCAGCUCCAUGUUCAGGAAGGCCCUGUUGGCAGCGAUGCCCAGYGCCCUGCGCUGCAGGCGGGACGGAGGCGAGAAGACGGCGUCUUCAUCAGGAAGUCAGUCCACCACCGAGCAGGAGCUGAAGUCCAUCAGAGGCAGCGAGGCCAUUUAAAACCUCCAGGAACAGGCAGACAAAUGGGUUUAGAUUACUGACUGUUCUGAUCUGCAAGUAAAAAUUGUUUUAAACUGUUUUACUGUUUUAGGGUUCCUUUUUAACUCCUGAUGGACAAAAAAGACAUUUUUACAAACCUAACUAUUUUCUGAACAGAUUAAAUCUGAAGAAUCACUUUGUAAAAAAAAGGCCCAGCAUUCCUUGAAGGGAUACAUUUCACCCUCCUCCUUGCAGACUGAAGUUUCUAACAAAGAUCUCAUCUGAUCUGUUCACCCUCAGAGUCUACAGGAGCUCUGAGGGCCCACCCGAGCUGAAUGUUUGUUCUUUUUGCGUUUUGACCAGUGGCUGU
Austrofundulus limnaeus is the source of this 1733-nucleotide messenger RNA. RefSeq names its product hydroxycarboxylic acid receptor 2. The coding region runs from base 320 to 1384 and encodes 354 amino acids. Gene Ontology annotation, molecular function: G protein-coupled receptor activity. Gene Ontology annotation, cellular component: plasma membrane. Gene Ontology annotation, biological process: G protein-coupled receptor signaling pathway. NCBI's taxonomy places the organism in Eukaryota, Metazoa, Chordata, Actinopteri, Cyprinodontiformes, Rivulidae. The transcript has 4 exons. The record is from RefSeq and is a predicted model, not a curated record.